AUGAAGUUCCCUACAUCUCUCGUCCUCCUCGCGGUAACCGCAGUCACAGCAUCGCCUACUCCAACCAUCCAGGAAGAACCGGCGAAGGCCCUGCAGAAGAGAGCUAGCAUUACAGAUGCUGCUAACAUUGGCUAUGCGAUGGCAAAUGGAGGCACCAAAGGCGGAGCUGGCGGUCCUACUACCACUGUCAGCACUUUGCCCCAGCUCUCGGCUGCGGCCAACUCCACUGGACCUCUGAACAUUGUCGUCCAAGGAGCCAUCAGUGGUGCCGCAAAGGUCCAGGUUAGCUCGGAUAAGACCAUCAUCGGGAAGACUGGAAGCUCCCUCACUGGCAUUGGUCUCACGAUUCUAGGCCAGAAAAAUGUCAUCGUGCGCAACAUGAAGAUCAGCAAAGUGCCUGCUGCAUACGGCGAUGGCACUACCAUCCAGCUUUCUACGAAUGUAUGGGUCGACCAUUGCGAUUACUCUGGUGAUGAGUCGGUGGGCAAAGACACCUAUGACGGCUUGGUCGACCUUUCGCAUGCUGCGGACUUUGUCACCAUCUCCAACACUUACUUCCACAAUCAUUCCAAAGGCACUCUUGUAGGGCACUCCGACAAGAAUGCCGCUGAAGAUACCGGCCACCUCCGCGUAACAUACGCAAACAACCACUUCUACCGCGUCAACAGUCGCGGUCCGCUUCUCCGUUUCGGCACAGCGCACAUCUUCAACAACUACUACAACGAGCAGUCUACGGGCGUGAACUCCCGCAUGGGCGCGCAAGCUCUCGUUCAAAGCACCGUCUUUGAGAACAGUGGCAAGAAGAUGGUCUACACGGAGAGUAGUGCAGAGGAUGGAUUUGCAGUUGUUGAGGACGUCCUGUUCGGCGGACAGAGCGCCAACACAGCGCCACUGGGUAAGCUCAAUGCGCAAAGCUUUCCUUACAAGUAUGAGUUGCUGGGAAGCGCGAAUGUCAAGGCUGCUGUUACCAAGGAGGCAGGGCAGACACUGUCGUUCUAG
Messenger RNA from Alternaria alternata, 999 nucleotides. Its product is annotated as pectate lyase-like protein. Bases 1 to 999 code for a protein of 332 amino acids. The transcript has 3 exons. The record is from RefSeq and is a predicted model, not a curated record. Lineage: Eukaryota; Fungi; Ascomycota; Dothideomycetes; Pleosporales; Pleosporaceae. Gene Ontology annotation, molecular function: pectate lyase activity.